Molecule: messenger RNA, 444 nt
Organism: Peronospora farinosa
Lineage: Eukaryota; Oomycota; Peronosporomycetes; Peronosporales; Peronosporaceae
Source: the annotation of a GenBank genome assembly
AUGGUAUAUGAUGUGGAAAAGAUGACUCGUAUGGAGGUCUAUACCUACAUCUCUGCGUUUGUGGACACGCUUGAGAAUCGACCUGCAUUACAGCAAUUGGCAACUAUUGAAGCCAACCGUGGUAUUAUGCUUCGGUACAUUGCGACUAAAGACCGUCUUGAUGCGAUCGCUCUUUCUCGAGCACUCUGUCGUCUUCUGGCCUACUCUCCACCUGGUGAUAGUACCGAGCGCACGGCGUGCCUCAUAUUUCUUCAGACGACGGCAACGGAGUCUUCUCUGCUACAGCGUCUUCUUCGUUACGUUCCAUUAUCUUUAGCUACGGCAGAGCAAGCACUAUUGGUUCUUUCGGCGUGGGAUGUGGUUCUUCACACUAUGGCACCCACGGAAGUCCAAACCCUGAAGCCGUCAGAGACUGGCGUUUUUACCCCUCGCCUUCGCUUCUAG